GCUGCUUCGUUGUCUUCGGUGCCUCGGUUUGCGUUCUUUUUUCAACACACUCCGUACUUACAGGAAAUAGUCCUUGGUUCUACUUAUGGCUUCAGCUUUGAUUCAAAGCCGCAAAAACCCCAUGCUUCUGUUACAAAGACAGCGGGUUUAUUGAGGAUGAAGCUCGUAUAUUUAUAUUAAUCUCCUUUGAUCCCGUUGUCCCGCGGGUCUCCCGCAAGUGACUCGAUCGAACGGUUGGUCGCGAAUGUAGUGUAAUGAGUCACGAGCGGAUGUCAAUAAAAUGUGGCCAAGAGAGAGGCGAACACGCACUUUAUGCCAACAUCCUCCUGCACUUGGACCGUAUAGAAUUUAACUUGAAGAUACUGUUGCUCUCAUGUGUAAGACUGCUGACCACUACCUCCAGCUCUGCCAAUGAAAAUCUUCGAUAUCCAUUGAAGAUGAUAGUUCUGUUGAAAUAUUCAAGAAUUUUCAAAGAUUAUAGUGUAUUUAAAGAAUGUUAUAGACUUAAUAUCCAAAUAAGUUGGCAAUGGCUGAUGAUGGCGAAGGGCCAAGUAAUUGGCGAUCACGCUUACGCCAUGUGAAAACAUCAUGGAACAAUGACAAUGAAUUGCAGAAUGGAGAACAGUCAGAGGAAAAAGAAAAUCUGGAACAAAACUCUUACACAGGAAAUGUAGCACAUGGUAACGCAAUCAACUUGGUCAGUGAUGGUCCAACUUCCUUUGUGGCAGAUGUAAGACCCUUAUCAAGUGAUGUUAAUGUCAGUGAUGAAAGUAGAGCACGUGGUCACAUAAUCUACUCAGUCAGUGACGGUAUUGCAACUUCCUCUCUAACAUAUGCAAGACUAUUACCAGGUGACAGUCACGUCAGUGAUAAAAAUGAAGCACAUGGUCACACAAUCUACUCAGUCAGUGAUGGUCACAAGACACCAAUCAUAGGCGACAAUCAUGCAAUACUUGAUGUGGAUGAAGGUCACGCUGUGGUUACUAUAGGUGACAGGCACCCAGUACAGACAGGGGCUGGUAGUUAUACCACCAGUCCUGAGAGUUCCACACAUGAAACUAAAACUACAUCACCGUUGAAAGAGAAAAUUGCUGGGGAUAAUGUGGACAGUGCAGAUGGGUAUUGUGAUGUGCAUGGAUAUAGUCUUUCGUGCUCAGAUGUACCAACUAUAGAUAAAGAUAACAUCUCUAAAGAUCCAUUACAAAGUCAUAUGGUGACUGAUACUGCUGAAAAGAGUAGAUUGAUGCCGUCUGGGCUUAAUCUUGUAACGGAAAGAGAGACUUCUUUUCAUCAUGAUUUUGAAGUCAAUGACGAUUUCCUUCCUGGUAGCCAGAAACCAUUUAAUGUGCAAGACAAAAUCAAUAAUGAAAACAACAUCCCUGACACAAUCUCUAGACAAAACCUUGGUGGUUUAAACACUCCUACUUAUGUCUUAGAUGGUGGUAAAAACAUUUCUGAGAAUGACUUUAGUAGAAAUCAUAUCCCUUUUACUGGAAAUGUGUUGGAUUGUUGUGAAGUCUCCAAUUCCAGGCAAGGCCUUGGUGGUUUAGACAAUGUUACUCAGCACAUCUUAAAUGGUGACCAGAACACCAUUCCUGGAAACGAAUUGGAUGGUGGUCAUAUCCCUCUUCCUGGUAAUGUCUCGGAUAGUUGUGAAAACUCUGUUUCCAAAAAAGGCCCGGAAAGUGGCACCUCCACUCUAACUGGACAUGACUUGCCUGGAAUUUCUGUCUCUGAUCAGAACUCAUUUGCAGAAUUUGACCUUACACCUGUCAAGGAACAGACCCAGGACACACAGCUAAACGCAUUGACUCACUUAGUAGUCGUGGAUGUAGAGACCAUACCACAACUUACAAAUAGCAAGUCAGGAGAUCAUAAUAGGGAGCAGGGUAUUGGUCAAAGAAAACCAAUUGCAUUUACUGUCUCUAUGGACCAGAGAGAGGAAAACUUGGUAGAUGUUGGGGAGCUUAAUUUGGAACAAGAAAGAGACGGUAGGGCUGUCACACAUGGGUUAAAAAACGUCACCAAAUUUCCAUCAGGAAUGCAUAACAGAGUUCAUGCUGGUAACAAGCCUACUGCAUUUACUGUUGGAUUAGAGGCAAAUGAUGAGGCUAGUUUUACUGAAAAAUUGGACGAGACCCCACUUGAGAAUGAAAGACCUGAUGUAAAGGCGUUGAGAUCCAUGUUUGAUUCCAAGACGGCAUACGGCAAUAAUAAAAGAAAUGUCAAUCGUGAACACUAUAGAGGAGAAAAAAAGAGAUCUAUGUUUGAAAUCAUGGCAGAUUGUGGAUUCGAUGUAGGAAAUACGACUGAUACGACCAGUAUCAAGAAACUCGGUUCUCAGUCGUCUUUGCCUAGUGACCUAGCGCCUAUUAGUGCAAAGCCGGUUUCAUUCGAUGUUAUUCUUGAAAGUCCAACAACUAAGAAAUUCCCGAAAGCACGCCCUAAAGCAUUCCAAUCGCAAUCUAAAAACAGCAAUCAAGACAAAACUGUUGACAUUCCAACCAAAGGAUCAUUGAAAGAUCAGCUUAAAAAAGAAAAAGAUGUUAGAUGUAAUGAAUCAUAUGACCAACAAGCUGGUAUCAGCUUAUCAGAGAGCGGGGGAACGAGCGCUAUGAAAAGUGAACAGUCUUACGCGUUUGAAGUAAGUUUUGACGAGCCUGAUGUAAUAACUAAUAUGAAAACAAAGGUAAAAUCUAAGGACACUGUAAGAAAAGAUCUGUUGGAUUUGAGCUCUGAUCUUAGUGCAGACCUUCCGCAAAAAUCUUACGCAUUUCAAGCUGAUGUUUGUCAGCCAGCAAAGGCUGUUGGACAAGUAUCACACGGAAAUGUCGCGACGGAAGAAACUGAGCCAUCUUAUGUAAGUAGAUCUCCGCUAGAGGAAAAAGGUUGCGUGACAUCUGAUGUACCGCGCGACAAUGUCACGAGGAAUCCUCAGGGCCGCGUGAAAGAGAUCUUGCGUGACAAGAAAAAUAUCGCGUCAGGUAUCGAACCCUUGUCUCCAGACCAAUCAGAGUCAAGUAUAGACAAAUCUUUGCAAUCAGCACACGGUAUUUCGUUUGAUGUUUCCUUUGAUGAUGUGUCGCCUGGGAAAACUACUCGUAAGCCAAAACUCGCUCCUAAGAAUAUUAGACUCAGGAAAAGCAAACGAACCAUCGAUUCACCUGGGGUUCCAUCUAUGAACGCUGCCGGUCAAGAAACGAGCCAUAAAGCUAAAAAUGGUAAGACCUCGGUGGAACUUGUUGAUUCAGUUCAAGCAGAAACUACGUUGAAAGAUCCAACAUUUUCUGCCCGCCCAGAAGCUGCAGGAAAUGUUGUUCUCUUUGAAACAAAUCGACGUGAAGCUGGAAAUGAUGUAUCCUUGGAAGCAAAUCGACGUGGAGCUGGAAAUGAUGUACCCUUGGAAGCAAAUCGACGUGGAACUUACAGUCUCGAUGAUGUGUCUAAGUCUCUGUGUGACGCAAGCGAGUUUGGUCUAACUUUAGAACAAGCUCUUGAAAACCUUGCGAACAAACAAGAGGCUAGUGAUUCCGCCAGUCCGCCCACAGCCAAACGAGGAACUUAUUCCUUGGACGAUGUUUCUAACUGUUUGGUGUCUGCUGCCAAUGAGGGGCUCAGUGUUGCUGAAGCAUUGGACAAGCUAGCGACAUCCGAGCAGUUACAAAGGAAUUGUACCGAAAGUGUUACGAGCAAGCAAGCCACACCCAGCCCUGAUCGACGUGGGACGUAUGAUUUAUCUGAUGUUUCCAAGUCACUGGAUUCCUGUGUGGGUAUCGAAACCAAAGCUGCUGUUAACCAGACAACGCCUGAGAGUGACAUAUCUGGUCGACGUGGGACGUAUGAUUUAUCUGACGUUUCAAAGUCGCUUGAUGCUAGUGAGGCGAGCGGAAUUCUUCCGGAAAACGCUCUCCAGCAGCUGUUGGAUGAAUGUGAAUCCGAGCUACAGCCAGCGAGGGAAGUUAGUGUAGCGCAUCGAGAUAAGAGGGGAAAUAGGAACCAGGUUUCUUGUUGGAAAAAUGAUCAUGAGGCCUCGACAAUUAUGACGAAACGGGGUACCUAUAACCUGGAAGAUCUUGAUAUAAACCUUAUCCAGGAAGGAGAAGUUAGUUUAGACUCGGAUUCCGGUCAUGAAAGCUCUAGCGAUUCAAACUUGGUUAGACCAAAGAGAGGGACUUUUGACUUAGAGGAGGUAUCGGAUACUUUAACAAGUGCGUCGAAGGGAGGAACCUCUGUCGAGGAAGCGUUAGAGAAAUUAUCGAAGAGUGAAAAGUCUAUGAGCCCUCGUCAAUUGAGACGAAUAAGGCGACAGGCAAAAUGGGGGGCCAACUCACAACAAGGCCCGUUAGAUGACUCCUUGGACUCUUCGUCGUAUUCUUUGGGAGUCGCAGGAUCGAGAGGGACUUACACUUUGGACCAAGUAGCGCAAUCUCUGGAGCUCGCCAAAAGCAAAGGGAUCCCAGUCAUCGAAGCUCUGAAUGACAUCGCGACCAGGACGCCAGCUAACGCGGAAUCCAUUAGUUUGCAGGGUGCUGGUAGUCGCAAUACAUACACCUUGGACCAAGUCGCUGCCACGCUAGAGUCUGCUAAGGAGAAAGGUCUUCCCGUUAUAACAGCACUAGAGAAUUUAGUACAAGAAGGGCAGUCCGACAAGGCCGUGUUUCGGGACCCUGCGGAAGUCGCGGUGCACAGGCGUCAGGGUAAAUUGGUGAACAGAAAGACCUACGCCCUUGCCAAACCUCUAGAAACCAUCGGUGAGGACCAUCAACUUCGCCUAUUCGAUGGCACUUUGAGAAAGCUUAUUCCUUUGAAUAAAGAUACCACAGGUAUUCCAAACCCAACUAGACUAUCCAGUGAUGAGAUAUCGGAGAAGAAGCAGCCAUCUGUUGUUCAGACGCUCGACUUGUUAACAUCGGCAUGUGAGCUCUUGUUAAAAAGCAAUAACAAGCCACCCGAUCGCAGUCGAGAAGAGAUUGAUGUUGAUGUGGCAGAGACAACGCCUGCAGUCCUUCCACAUGAACCCCCUAAAAGAGGCACAUAUUCUUUAGAUGAAGUCUCCACGUCACUGGAAGGAGCCGUGGCCAUGGGAAUACCAGUCGUCGAUGCUCUAGACAACAUCGCGUCUGUUCCGCUUAAGAAAAGAAAUCGUGCCGAAAGAAAGUUGAAAUCCAAAAACUCUAAAUCCGAACCUGAUCUAACUGGCAUCCCGAUGAUUGACUCGAGCAAAGAGACGCACUCAUUGUAUGACGUCACAGCAGGGCGUGGUCAGGAAACAGAGCGGAUCCCUGUGGUUAUCGCUCUUGAUGAGUUGACAGACUCCUUAUCAAAGUUCUCAGGAUCCGUUCGAACGACUGAUCAGCAAAGAACACUUGAUCAAAGUCAGACCGCCCAUCACACACCCUCUGUUCGCAGAGGAUCUGGUGAUCAGACUGAUACGAAACCCAGGUCCUCACCAGGGGCCUACCCACCGACCAUGCGCAAUAGCUAUUCCUUGGAUGACGUUGUGUCCGCUUUAGAGAAAUCCUAUGAAACGGGUGUCCAAUUUAAGGAUUAUCUUCCGUCUAUGGAAUCUGAUGAUAGUCUUCUACAAGGGUCUUCCGUGACCAGCGUGGAUUCUGCCCACACUAUGGAGGAAUUCCGAGAAUCCACGUCACCUUUUCCAAGAACUAGCUCACCCAUGGCGGGUCGAGCUUUUUCCCCCUUAUCUGUUUCACGGAUUUCGUCCAGUUACGCAUCUGCUGAUAACUCUAACGAUGAUCUCUCCUCGACAGAGCAAAGUUUGCAGAUCUCAAAGGGCUCGUUUUACGCAAGUCCCGGUGUGGAUCUUUCAGCGAAGGAGAGCGACUCGCCAAAUCAAUUGUGUAAAUCAAGUGGGCCAUUUAGACUGAAUAGAGCGCGUAGAAAAAGGCUUCCCAAGAAGCAUAACGCUUCUGAGGGAUUUGACAUGGGGUCUGCCUCGUCAAGUGAAAGUAUCAGCGAACCUGGAUGUGACGAAAGCUGUUCAAAGCGCGGGACUUACGACUUGAAGGAAGUCAGCGCAAAGCUGGAUCCCUCAACAAGUCAAGGCAAAGUGCCAGUAGAAGCUCUUGAAGAGCUUACAUGUCAAGAUAAGAAGAGAGGGACGUACAGUUUAGAGGACGUCAGCGAGAAACUGGAUGAAGUGCUAGCAAUCUCACCGCGACCUGAAAAAAGAGGGACUUAUGGAUUAGAGGACGUGAGUAAAAAGCUUGAUGAAUCGGGACAGAGCACUAAGGUACUGGACGAUAUAUCAAGAGCUUUCUCCAAUCCGGAUAUCUCGACAUAUAGGGACUCCAGCAAGGUCUCCCCGUCUUCUAAGAAACGUGGAACUUACAGUCUUGAAGAUGUCAGUGAAAAACUCAACGAGAGUUUACGGGACCAUGAGGUAGCCCAAGUGUUGGAUGAGCUGUCGAGAGCUGUUUCAACCCCUAAUAUCUCCACAUUCUGCAAAACGACAGGGGAGGAAUUAAACCCGGGAAGGCGUGGGAAAUAUAGUGUUGAGGAUGUCAAUGGAAGAGGUGAUCAUCUGCUCUCUGAUCAAGGCAUCGUCGAAGGGAGUAAACCCGGGAAUAGAGGGACAUAUAGUUUAGAUGAUAUCGGUAAAGUACUUGAUGAAUCUCUUUCUAAAGAGGUACCGAUUGUAGACCCACUUCGCACUGCAAGUCAUAAAGAUGCUCUAGAUUCGAGUAAGCUAUCGUUAGAAGAUGUCCACUUAGAUAGUGGCGAUGAUGGUAGAAUGGAUGUGGCACUGAAAGGUACGAGAAACUCUGCAAUCGUAGAUGGAGAUGGGAUAGUAGGAGUAGAUAAAGAAACCAAAUCCUCCAAUAAGUUACCGAUAUUCCAGCCUAGCAGUAGGGCUACCGAGCUGUUCCAGUCAGAAUCCAAUCUUCGGAAAACUAGUGACUCUGAAAGCGUGACUAGCGAAUUGGCGGCAAAACACAAAUUUGCGAAUUUAACGUUAUGUGGAACCAAUGAUAGCGUGACGUCAGUUGUUCCCCGUGACAGUGGCACGCCCGAAAUUGCGUGUGAAACCACGACUCGAUAUCCUUUGAGUGAUACUGGUGCGCUUGGCGUGACAUCUGAGGCUGGAAGUGUUACUUUAUCAGAGGGUACAGGCAAUAGGGUGACAGGUGAAAAUGUGACCCUUGAUAGUGUGAUUCCUGAGAGCGUGACGCGUGACAGCGUGGUCUCGCGGGGCGUGAAGUGUGGAAAGACGCGCUCUGCAUGGCGGCCAAGUGAUCAGAUUCUUAAUCUAGUAGACUCCGCCGAAGACAGUGGAAUGUCGGUAGCGGAAGUUCUAGAGCAGGCUGCCCAGCUUGCAGAGAUGCAAGGGCUUGGGACUGCAGAAGGAGGGGGCAGGUUUGGAGGUGAGAUUGAGGAGACGGCCUCUGACGAAGAGCAGGAUGAAGAGAAAGUGAACUCCAAACAAUUGUCUUUGCUCAAAAUGCAAUUCGAAGAAAAGCGAAGACACAUCGAGACUGAGAAAAGACGGAAUCAGGAACAGUGGGAAGAGGAGCGCCGGAAACUGGGCCAGACUGCCUUUUGGUAUAUGAUUGGUCGAACUAAAGGAGAAGAAGUGGCUACUGGGAGUGGUGAGAACCAAGUUACUCAAGCAACCCAGCCUUUCAACAUCGUGCCGUCAAGCAGCAAACAACCCCCUCCUGAGCCUGCAAGCUCUGGCCAGCCGUCGCCUCCUGUCGGAAUGUCCACUCCUAUUGAAUGCAUGUCACCGCGUGUUACUUACCAGCCCCCCUUGGUCGAAAACGGACCACAGGGUCCACCGUCAUUCGGCCACGGCUACCAUCCUAAGAGUACUCCCCAAAAACCGGGUUACCAGUCUCCAGGCGUACAUCCUGAAUUCCAAUCCCCUGGCGUGCACCCACCCACAGUAAAUUCAAGGACUGGAUUCCAGUUUCCACCAAGCCAUCAAGAGGUCCGGUCACAAGCGCCACAGGCAACCCAUCAUAUUCCACAGGCAAUUCAUCGUACUCAACAGGACCCCCAACGUAUUCAACAAGAAGCUCGAGAUGCACCGCAGGAAGAAAUGGAGACGGUUGAAUUCAGGCUGUCGAAUUUUCCACCAAAUGUGCGCCCGGGUAGUGAACCAACAAGCGCUGUGACGGCCACGAGUCCAUCUUCAUCACCUCCUCAUCGUAAAUGCUGGUCCGUUAAUCCCACUGUCCCUCCCUCCCCUCCGGUAUUCGUGCCCCCUGUGCCUGUAGAGGCCGAGAAGCCUGGAACCGAGGGGAUAGAUGUUACCACUCCGGCGGACCUCGAGGUAGAAGGGGACAAUAAGAAGGGAUUUUCUAUGUUCAUAAGCGAAGACAAGGCACAAGUAGCAGAGGGUCUGACUCCUGAGCAGCAAAAGCGAAGAGACAAGUUCCUGAAAAUGCGCCAGAAGAGACAGGAGGAGGAUAAGGCGAAAAAAGAAGCCGAGAUGGAGAAAAAGAGAAGACGCGAGGAGAGGCAGCGCGAAGCUGAAGCGCAGAAGAAACUUGAGGAGGAACGCCGGCAACAGGAGGAGGAAAUAAGGCGAGCACGGUUGCAGCAGGAGAGACUGAGCCGAGCUUCCGACGGCGCAGGGAAUGAUGGUUACGCAACGUACCGACCGGGGUCUGGGUCCAACUUGGCCCCAGCUCAAGACGACCACUCGGCAUUUGCUGAGUUCAGCGGUCCCCAGUGUUACGUCAAACCGAGCGGAAAGUCCAACCGGAAGUUGAUAGUCAACGCUAUAUCGUACGUUUGUCUGUCUGGGACGGUGAACAAGGACGCCAAGGAACGCUGUCUGCAGGCGAUUUCCGAGUCCAACGGCUACCACUUCAUGGUGUUGUUCAAAGACGGUCUGAAGUUCCGUGGACUUUAUUCGUUUAACCCAGAAAAUGAACAGUUGUACAAGGUUUUUGGAAUCGGCCCUCGAGUUAUCACCGCCAAAAUGAUCGAUAACCUUUACAAGUACAGCAGUGGCGGGAAAGAGUUCGUCAAGAUCCACUCCAAGACGCUUUCCAUUUCAGUGGACGGUCUCUCCAUUAUGAAGCAGUAUUGGCAGUCUAGCAAACCAGCCGUUCAGUCCAAAACUAUGUCAAAUAUCAAACGACCUCCCAAACCUCCACGAUGAUAACUGCGCAUUUAAAUAGUCGGACAAAAACGUGAAGUUGUCGGGUGAUUUUCGGUUAGAAUUUGGCCUGAUCUCUCUAGUAUGAAGCAGUGUUGCCUUCCAUCAGCCGUUCGGUGAUAAAGUUUGUGAAAUAUCAAACCUCCCAAGCCUCGGCGAUGAUCGCUUCGCGGUCGGCAAAGGUCGAGGAGUUGUCGAUGUUGCUCGGGUAAAACUCGGACGUGUUCGGUUAGAAUUGGUCUAAUCUCUUUCAUGGAAAGUCUAGCAAGCCAACGACCUCUAAACCCUCCGCGAUGAUACAAGAAAAUUCGGUGAAUAUCGGAAAGUUUUCGCCUUGAUCGGAAACUAUUCGGGUUAGCAUUCAACUCGAGUAGACUUCAAUUAUUGUUAUGUUUCGCAUUGUAGGGGGACUUUUAGGGUUUAGAUGAUCUCUGCAAGCCUUCGAGAUUAUGGCAUCAACUUAUUAUUGGAAGUUUUGGGAUUAGGAAAUCCCGGAAAGAUUUGUCGCCGUUAUUCGGAUGGGGUUUGGUAAUUCGGAAGAAAACCCCGGAAAGUCUUGUCACCGUUAGUUGGAUAGGGUUUGGUAUCCCGGAAAGAUUUGUCGCCGUUAUGCGGAUAGGGUUUGUUAAUUCGGAGGAAUCCCGGAAAGAUUUGUCGCCGUUAUUUGGAUAGGGUUUGGUAAUUCGAAGGAAUCUCGGGAGGUUUUCGCCGUUAUCCGGAUAGGGUUUGGUAAUUCGAAGGAAUCUCGGGAGGUUUUCGCCGUUAUCCGGAUAGGGUUUGGUAAUUCGAAGAAAACCCCGAAAGGUUUGUCGCCGUUAGUCGGAUAGGCUUUGGUAAUUCCCCCGAAUUUUUUGGAAAGUUCUUGUCGCCGUUAUUCGGAUAAGAUUUGGUUGUACGGGUCUGGCCCACAUUUGCAUUUUGUUAUUGCCUCCAAAAGGAGUAUUCGGGGGAAAAAAUAGGAUUUUCGGCAAUACGCAAAUUACACUUCAGUUAAAAAGAAGGUUUGUCAGAGUCAAAUGAUGGUUUGUUUCGUAUUUAGCCGAGUGAGCUAAGUUAUAUUGAUGUCUACAAUGCGCCUUUGAAAGCCAUUGGUGAGAAGUAGCAAAAUUAUAUGUACAGAAAUGCUAGAAACCUGUGAUUUACAGUAAUUAUUCUUCUCUCGAGUGAGAAGUUAUUUGCAAAGAUUAUUUAUUUUUGUUUAGAAGACAAUAUAAAGAGAUAUUUAACUUUAAACGUUGUAAGGCGUCACCGAAACAAGCUAUGGAAUAAAUAGUUUAUUGAUCCCAUA
Nematostella vectensis (starlet sea anemone) is the source of this 10415-nucleotide messenger RNA. RefSeq lists its product as uncharacterized. The record is from RefSeq and is a predicted model, not a curated record. Gene Ontology annotation, biological process: cytoplasmic microtubule organization; neuron projection development; negative regulation of microtubule depolymerization. The transcript is spliced from 11 exons. Gene Ontology annotation, cellular component: microtubule minus-end. Lineage: Eukaryota; Metazoa; Cnidaria; Anthozoa; Actiniaria; Edwardsiidae. Gene Ontology annotation, molecular function: calmodulin binding; spectrin binding; microtubule minus-end binding. Bases 527 to 9130 code for a protein of 2867 amino acids.